CGGGGCCGCUCUACCCGCCGACUCUAUGGGCGGAAGGGGGCGGGGCUGGGUGUGUUGUGGUGUUGCCGUUGCUGUGAGAGGCCCCGGGACCGGAGAGAGAUGAUGUGAGCUGCUACGUUAGUCUUCUAACAUCUUGCCCUGAAUACUCAUGAGGAAGGACAGAUCUCUCCUGUGUUCUGAAUGUACCAGAUUGUCCUCAUGAGUGCUCCAGUGGAGAAUGUCCAUGAUCUUCUUUGCCUGCGUGGUGCGGGUGAGGGACGGGCUUCCCCUCUCAGCCUCCACAGAUUUUCAUUUCAACCAGGAUUUUCUGGAAUGCAGGAAAAGAUUAAAGGCGUUAUCCUCGAUUCUGGCGCAGUAUCCGAGUCGAGGCACAGCGAAAGGACGUGACCUUAGCAUACAUUUCCUUUCUUCUGGGGAUAUUGCCUGCAUGGCAAUCUGUUCCAGCAAUUACUCAACCGUCAUGGCGUUUUGCUUCCUGGAAGAGCUUCAGUGGGAAUUUGCUGCUUCUUAUGAUACAACGAGCAUCAGUUUAGCUUCCAGACCAUAUGCUUUUCUUGAAUUUGAUAACGUCAUUCAGAAAGUCAAAUGCCAUUUUAACUCGGUGAGUCUCUCCCAAGCCAAGGCCAAGUGGGCGAAGGUUGAGGAGGAGCUGAAGUUCUGGCCCCCGGUUCAGCUGCGACUCGAGGACGCGGCGCUGCCCAACGGGGUGACCAACGGGGGGCACGCGGGCGCUCAUGUGGAGGUUGUCCCUACUUACAGAAUGCAGCGAGUGACCCCCCUGGGGAUUCUGUCCCUUGUUCUGAACAUCAUGUGUGGAGCUUUGAAUCUCAUCCGAGGAGUUCACCUGGCAGAAUAUUCAUUUCAGGAGGACCAUGAAGGAAUUGGAAACGUGAUAGCUUUUUUGCUGCCUUUUCUCGCCUGUGUUUUUCAGUUAGUACCUGAAGCCAGAGAAGCUCUAAGAAAUAAAGAAGAGUUCUCUCUUAUCCUUUUGAUCUAUACCAGUCAUCCUCCAAACUCCUUGUGCACAAAUUGAGCGCAAACGUGAAGUGCUUUCUACAUGAUGAUCUCUCCUUGUGUCGUCAGCACAGUUGGAAACUUGUGACCUGUAGUGAGAAAGCAGGAUCUGUUACUGCCCGAGUUAAAAAAACAACCCACUCGGCACUUUGUGAGUUUUCAGUUUCCUCCUGUUGCUCUUCACACAUCUCAGCAAGUGCGUUCCACCUGUUUUUGAAUGUAAAAAGGGCCCAGAACCCCAACUAAAGCUGCUGAGGUCUAGAGAAUUAAGUCCUUUACUUAUCUCAAGAACAAAUACAGCAGGAACAGAUUUGGCUUUGCUGUUUUCCUGCUCCUGAGGUUUUGUCUUGCAAUAAUCAUGGGUGGUUUUCAAAAGGUGGCUCCGCUUUCCGCCUCCUUUUAAUCCAGGUGGGAGCGGCGCCAAUUGUCUCUUCUCUAUAAUUACAUAUUUUAAUGCUAACGCUCUCUCUGGUCCUUUCCUAGUGUUACUUGUACCUCUUCUACAGCUCGGCGAGGAAGGUGAAGACGUUUGUACUCUUAUUUUCUGUUUGUUUAUGCAACAUUUACUUGUAUGGAUUACGGAACCUCUGGCAAAUAGCCUUUCACAUAGGAGUGGCAUCGCUUUCUUCUUAUCAGAUCCUGACAAGGCAACUGAUGGAGAAACAGCCCGACUGCGGAGUUUGAAAGAGACUUGGGGUUUGCUACUCUGUUUUUACAACCUUUUUUGUAUUAAACUGGCCAAAAAUAGCUCAGAGCAUUUGUCAAGAUUUGUGACAACGGAUGGUAUUUCCAAAGCAACUUGAAAUGAAGUAGGAUACUGUAAACAUGCCAAACACACGGUGAGGAAUGUCGCUGUGUUUAAGAUGUGGUAAUUGUAGGUCUUGUCAAGUGUCAUCAACAGGUGGAGGUUCCCAUAAACAGCUGAUACCAUCUCGACUGCAUUUUGCUGUUUAUCUUCCUGGCUUCGUAAUAUUUGCCCUGGCAACGCUUCCAAAAAUAUUAGAGUUGUGUAGUAAAAUGAAGAUAAAGUGGUAACAGUUUCAUCUAUAGAAUUUCGUUAAGAUUCUUGCUAAACGUAAGUAAAGGAGUUGUUCGCCGUGUUUAAAUGAGUUCAGUAUCAGUGGGAGAAAUGGUGAGGAUGAGCUUCAGGGUAAUGUUUGUAGGUUUUGCAAGAAAGGAAGAAGCUGUGGCUCUCUUAAAAACCAUAAAAUCUAUAAAUAUCUCCUGGCUAAACAGCGCAUCGUAGUUAAGUACGUGCUCAUUGGUUGACCGCAAACAUGCUUGGGGCAGCAUAGAAGAAACCAAGUGAAUAUAAGUGAACUUUCAGCUCAAGUGGCCUUUAUUUCCUUAGUUAAGGUCGCUCUUAAUGUAAGAGUAAUUCCAUGUUUGCUUGGUCUGUACAGGUAAUAAAUCUUCCAGGCCUGCUUAUGACAGGGCACUGACUCCUUCACCUUUUAUAGAAAACGUACAGCUGGUGAGCAGAAAAGCUGUUUCCAGUGACGGAAAGCAAGAGCAGGUCCUCUUUAUUAUACAAAACACCUUUAGUUAAUGGCGUUCUUACACUAAGGUGAAUUCAUGAGCGCGCACUUUUGAAUGUCGUGCUUCAGAGCUGAAAUUCUUAACCUCUGCUGCACUGGGUGUUGUCGUCUUUAAAGUAUUGAGGUGCAUAUGGGCAUUUUAGGACACGUAUGGAUAAUUUAGGCUGUUUUUUAAAACAAUAAUGCAUAGCAUUUUGUUGCAGCUGCCCUUGAAGGGUUGUAGAGACUCAAGAUGCAGAGAACUGUAGGUGUGUUAAUGUGGAAAUAUGAUCCUAGAUUUCAUUUUUUCAUAGGAAACUCUUUUGUUCUGGUCAUGCCAUUUCUUCCACCAAAGAUUGAUUUCCCUCCUGUGUAGUCGUUAGUGGUUGCAAAGAGAUUAACGUGAUGCAGAGUUAUUUUCCUGAAAUCUCAUGAUGUGAACUACAAGACACAUGGAAGCGAUUCUGUGACACAACAACCGCAACAACAGCAUCGAGAGGCAGCCCCGCACAACCUGAACAGUUUCUAGGACAUCAAAAGAUACCAGAGCGUUUUGCAGUAGUAAAAUGUAGGUGUUUCUUUUCCAUCCCGUAUUAGGUUACUUAUGGUAACAGUAACAUAAUGAAAUCCCCUGAGGAAUAGUCGAAAUAGGAUGGAGGAAUAUUUUAGCCAGCCAGUUAAGGAAUCAGCUUAGAGCUGCGUGCCAUAGGGAAAUACUCUUCUGUUAUAAAGGAGUGGAUUAAAGUUGUUUUUCUGUCGUUACCGCAGUUUUCUGCCACACUGUAAGUGCAGAAAUGAGGCCAAAAUUCAACCAUCGUCCUUAAGACACCCAGAUGACCCCACAUGUGGGGUUUUGGUCCUGACAAGCUUUAUGUUUUCGUGCUGCUCGCUCCCCGUUUUACUUGGUAGGUACUCUUAGAAAAUGCGGGGAGCUAAGCCGCGAGUUUGGAUCACGAGUGUAACAACAACAACCAACAUCUGAAAAAGGGACACCCCCAAAAAUCUGAUACUAGAAGCUUCACACUUGGUUAAGGAUACCAGAUCUGAGGACUGAUUGUGUUUCCCAGGAGGAUAAGCUGGGUAUCAACCUGCUACUGUGGGGAAUCACCUUGUGUGGAAUGCAUGAAGCAUUUUAUACCACAUUUAAACAAAAAUUUGUAAAAGGGACCUUAGUGGUUUGACUUGAUCUCCUGUUCCUGCCCUUUUACCCUCAAUGUGGGGAAAGAAUUCCUGAGAGCUUUACUGUUUCUCCAUAGGCUUGGACAAAGCCAAGCUGCUAUAGCUUAAAGCACAUAGAGAAUGUACAGCUGGGGCGGUGAAUCGCUAUCUGCUUAAAUUCCUCAUCCUUGUAUUGAACUGAUUGGAAACCACUGUAAUUCCUGAUGCUGAUGGUGUGAACCAUAUAUUAGGGAAUCUACGUGGAUUAAUACACAUGCGUUACUACCUUUGUAGGUUUGAAUUGUGAUUGCAGGAGGAGGCAGAGCACACGUGGUUCGACCUAUUUUUAUUUCUUACUUUUAAUAUUAGUAUUUCGAACGGCUCCUAUGUCUGUGUGGGAUUUAGACAGUUAAACAUUUUCUCCUGGUGAAACAGCAAGAGGCAUAGAAUAGUUCACAUUGAUUUCAGUGCUUUAAGAUUUAAUAAAAAAGAAUGACUUGCAGUUUGAAUACAUGAAAUCUGACUCAUAAGGCGGGAUUACGCCUGUAUUGAAUCAAAUCCCCAAACAGGAAUCCAUCCCUUUUUGUUUGACUUGAAACUGUUUAAUGUCAUUUGAAUUGCAUCUCCUUAAUUCUUUCACUUUGCAGAAUAAGUCUUUUGGCAACUCUUCUCCUCCCCAGCAGCUCAGCAAGAGAAAAUGGGCAAAGAAUAAACCGCAUUAGUUUAACGACUCGCGGUGCUUCGUCACUUUAUGAAGCUGAUUGGUUUAUGUGCAUUGUUUAUUUUUUGUCUGUCUCCCAAAGACCUGUUAAGUUUGUAGAAGGUGGGCUGGUACCUUUUUAGACAUUUUUGCACUGUAUUAAUAAUUGAACCUGUGUAAAUGAGUAUAAAAUCAUUUUGCAUGUAUAUGUAUAUAUGUACAUAUAUCUAAUAAACGGCUUUUUUUGGUAA
Columba livia (rock pigeon) is the source of this 4640-nucleotide messenger RNA. RefSeq names its product SEC22 homolog C, vesicle trafficking protein (gene SEC22C). Gene Ontology annotation, cellular component: membrane. The record is from RefSeq and is a predicted model, not a curated record. Bases 218 to 1033 code for a protein of 271 amino acids. NCBI's taxonomy places the organism in Eukaryota, Metazoa, Chordata, Aves, Columbiformes, Columbidae. Gene Ontology annotation, biological process: endoplasmic reticulum to Golgi vesicle-mediated transport. The transcript has 8 exons.